Oncorhynchus nerka (sockeye salmon) is the source of this 6216-nucleotide messenger RNA. RefSeq names its product gastrula zinc finger protein XlCGF26.1-like. Lineage: Eukaryota; Metazoa; Chordata; Actinopteri; Salmoniformes; Salmonidae. The transcript is spliced from 3 exons. Bases 1026 to 2897 code for a protein of 623 amino acids. The record is from RefSeq and is a predicted model, not a curated record.
GUUUAUUAGCCUUACAGUAGGUGGCGGCAGACACGUUAUAUUUGUGUAAAUGUCAGUAUUACCAGAGAAGAAGAUGACGCUGCUGCGCUAUAGUAGUGGGGAACAGGAAGUUCCGGGUCGAAACGACAGAACUGUGUUGUUAUGUCGAUAGUGGUUGUGUCCGUUUCUAAUGUAUCAUUGUAGGUAUGUAAUAGCAUGUUUAAACUUUCUAAUGUCGAGAGAAUAUAACACGCUAGGUAACAAAUCCGUCAAUGUAUUUUCACGUUUGGUAAAGGUUUUAAUUGUAUGUGUUAUUUUGGGGUCAAACCGAGUGAGUGAAGAACGUGUAAAGAAAUAUUUUACAAGUCACAUAACUAGACUUUGGGUUUAUCUGAGUGUAUGUACAUAAUUUCGUCAAAGUCAUUUCAUAAAGAUUCCACUUAUUUGAGUUCGUUUUUACAUGUUAUUGGUUUUGUGUAAAAUGUAUAUGAGCUGGAAAAUAGCCUCGUCCGAACCAUCCUGUUUUCGCGAGUUUGCAUACACUGUUUCGUUAAUGAAAGCUCGCGAGAUCAGGAUGGUUCGGACGAGGCAAGUCAAAUGGCGAACGAUUUCGGUCGUCUUUCUAUGAGUUUAUUCGUGGUGAAAUGGCGACAUGAGGCUGUGUGAUAGUGUCAAAAUAGAGGGAAGCUAACUGAAGUUAUCCUUCACCAUUUGGAGAGAGAGGCCAACUGCAUGGAAUGGCGUCGAUUAAUGCGGAUGAAUCGGAGCACGUGUCAAACUCAUUCCAUGGAGGACCAAGUGUCUGCGAGUAAUAAUGUGUUAGAGUGGAAAGUUGGGAUGGUGUUUGAGGAGACCACAGGGCCUCAUUUACACCCUGAUUAACCAAGGCCAUAAAAAGAGACCGACUCAGAUUAAGUCUGAGGCCAGUAACAUCAACAGUGAGGACAAACCCAGCCUGCCACUCUCCUUCCACACUGAGUAGGAACCUACAGUCACUGGUCCCUGAUUGUGACAGUGGAGCCCAGUUUGCUCUGCAGGAUCCAGAGAUGGCAUCAGUGAAGCUGGAAGCCUGCAGUCAAACACUGGAGCUGAAUGUCAACAUUAAAGAUGAAGAAGAGGAGGAGAAGAUUAGGACAACUGUUAGUCAUGGAUACCAUGUUGAGACAUUCUCCACAUCCAAAGAGCAACAGCAGGAAGAUCAGAGAGCUAAGAGGUCUCAUCACUGCCCACAUUGUGAAGAGAUUUUCCCAUUUCUAUCAAAGCUAAAAAUACACCUAAAAAUACACACAGGAGAUAAGCCUUUCUUCUGCCCUGACUGUGGAACUCGUUUCUCUCAGCUUUCCCUCUUAAAAUCACAUGAACGUAUACAUACAGGAGAGAAGCCUUUCUUCUGCUCUGACUGUGGGGCGAGUUUCUCUCAGCUGGGCACCUUAAAAACACACCAACUUAUACACACAGGAGCGAAGCCUCAUUCCUGCUUUGACUGCGGAAAAUGUUUUAAAACAUCAAAUGCGCUAAAACGUCAUCAGACAACACACACAGGAGAGAAGCCUUUCUUCUGCCCUGACUGUGGAACUAGUUUCUCUCAGCUUUCCCACUUAAAAUCUCAUGAACGUAUACACACAGGAGAGAAGCCAUACUCUUGCUCUGACUGUGGAAAAUGCUUCACAACAUCAACAUAUCUAAAAGUUCACCAGAGAACACACACAGGAGAGAAGCCUUACGUCUGCUCUGACUGUGGGGCGAGUUUCUCUCAGCUGGGCACCUUAAAAACACACCAUCUUAUACACACAGGAGAGAAGCCUUACGUCUGCUCUGACUGUGGGGCGAGUUUCUCUCAUCUGGGCACCUUAAAAACACACCAACUUAUACACACUGGUGAGAAGCCUUACUUCUGCUCUGACUGUAGAAAAUGCUUCACAACAUUAACAUAUCUAAAAGUUCACCAGAGAACACACACAGGAGAGAAGCCUUACGUCUGCUCUGACUGUGGGGCGAGUUUCUCUCAGCUGGGCACCUUAAAAACACACCAACUUAUACACACAGGAGAGAAGGCUUACGUCUGCUCUGACUGUGGGGCGAGUUUCUCUCAUCUGGGCAACUUAAAAACACACCAACUUAUACACACUGGUGAGAAGCCUUACGUCUGCUCUGACUGUGGUGUUAGUUGCUCUCGACUGGAUAACUUAAAAACACACCAACGUAUCCAUACAGGAGAAAAACCUUACUACUGCCCUGACUGUGGGGAGAGAUUCUCUCAAAAGACCAACUUAAAAGUUCACCAAAGAACACACAAAGGAGAGAAGCCUUACUUCUGCUCUGACUGUGGGAAGAGUUUCUCUCGCCAGAGCAACUUAAAUACACACCAACUUAUACACACUGGUGAGAAGCCUUACUACUGCUCUGACUGUGGAAAAUGCUUCAAAACAUCAACUGAGCUAAAAGUUCACCAGAGAACACACACAGGAGACAAGCCGUAUUACUGCUCUGAGUGUGGAACUAGUUUCUCUAAAUUUUCCAUCUUAAAAACACAUGAACGUAUACAUACAGGAGAGAAGCCUUACUCCUGCUCUGACUGUGGAAAACGUUUUAAAACAUCAACUGAGCUAAAAGUUCACCAGAGAACACACACAGGAGAAAAGCAUUACGUCUGCUCUGACUGUGGGGUUAGUUUCUCUCGACUGGAUACCUUAAAAACACACCAACGUAUCCAUACAGGAGAAAAGCCUUACUACUGCCCUGACUGUGGGGAGAGUUUCUCACUAUCGGGUACCUUGAAAUCACAUGAACGUAUACAUACAGGAGAGAAGCCUUACUACUGCUCUUUCUGUGGAAAACGUUUCUCCCGAUUAGGUACCUUGAAAUCACAUGAACUUAUACAUACAGGAGAGAUCCUUACUCCUGCUCUGAAUGUGUAAAAUGCUUCAAAACAUUAACUCAUCUAAAAGUUCAUCAGAGAACACACACAGGAGAGAAGCCUUAUUCCUGCUCUGACUGUGGAAAACGUUUUAAAACAUCAAAUGAGCUAAAGGUUCAUCAGAAGACUCACACAGGAGAGAAGCCUUUCUUCUGCUCUGACUGUGGGGCGAGUUUCUCUCAGCUGGGCUCCUUAAAAACACACCAACGUAUACACACAGGAGUGAAGCAUUAUUCCUGCUCUGACUGUGGGAAAUGUUUUAAAACAUCAAAUAAGCUAAAAGUUCACCAGAGAACACACACAGGAGAGAAGCCUUACGUCUGCUCUGACUGUGGGGCGAGUUUCUCUCUGCUGGGCAACUUAAAAACACACCAACGUAUGCACACAGGAGCGAAGCCUUAUUCCUGCUCUGACUGUGGAAAAUGAUUUAAAACAUCAAAUGCGCUAAAAGUUCACCAGAGAACACACACAGGAGAGAAGCCUUACUUCUGCUCUGACUGUGGGAAGAGUUUCUCUCACCAGAGCAACCUAAAAACACACCAACGUAUACAUUAACUUCGUGUGGGUACCUGGGACGGUUGCGUCCCACCUGGUCAACAUCGGUGAAAUUGCAGAGUGACCGAUUCAAAUUUAAUUACUAUAAAUAUUUACAUUUCAUGAAAUCACAAGUGUAAUACAUCAAAAUAAAGCUUCACUUGUUGUUAAUCUAGCCGCCAUGUCCGAUUUCAAAAAGGCUUUAAGGCGAAAGCAAACCAUGCGAUUAUCUGAGGACGGCGCUCAGCACACAAAACAUUACAUACAGUUACCAGCCAAGUAGAUUAGUCACGAAAGUCCGAAAUAUGAUGAUCUUCAUAUGGUUACACUCCCAGUUACACAAUAAAUGUUAAUUUUGUUCGAUAAAGUCCCUCUUUAUAUCUUGAAACCUCCAUUUUGUUGGCACAUUUUGUUCUGUAAUCCAAUGGCUCAAAUGCGGUCACCAGAGGCAGACGAAAAUUCCAAAUAGUAUCCGUAAAGUUUGUAGAAACAUGUAAAACGAUGUUUAUAAUCAAUUCCCAGGUUGUUUUUAGCCUAAAUAAUAGAUAAUAUUUCAACUGGCAACAGCGUCGUCAAUAUAGAAGAAAAACAAGAAAGGUGCGCUCUGCAGGACCCAGCUCUGGGGACAUCCCACUAUCCACUGACUCAAUGUGGUCAUUCUCCCUCAUUUUUCAGAAUUCAAGCCUGAAACAAUGUCUAAAGACUGUUCACAUCUAGUGUUAGACAUGGGGAACGGAAUCUGGGUCUUAUCCCUUUAAAUGGUGGAUAGGCUUUCAUUGGAAAAACAGCCAUUUCAAAAUAAUGGCACUUCCUGGAUGGAUUUUCCUCAUGUUUUUGCCUGCCUUUUCAGUUCUGUUAUACUCACAGACAAUAUGUUUUAAGUUUUAGAAACUUUUGAGUGGUGUCUUUCCAAUUCUACUAAUUGUAUGCAUUUCCUAGCUUCUGGUCCUGAGUAGCAGGCAGUUUACUUUGGGAACGCUUUUAAUCCGGAGGUGAAAAUAGUGACCCCUACCCUAGUGAGGUUAAGGAGAAAAGCCUCAUCGGUUCUCUGACCAGCUAAGAAUAAAGUCACUCCAUCACUUAAUUCUCAUCUCAUAAAAGAAGUUGUAAUUGGAUCAAAUGAAGAAAGCGUAGAACACUGUAAUCCGAUUGGUUCUCACUGUGAGAGAACUGUGCAGAGGAGAGGGAGCGUUCUAGAUUUUAGCCUCUCUUUACUUUACCAAUCAGUGUGCACCUUGUCAGAGUGUUUGAAUCUCAUCACUUGGCAACUACUUACUACUUUUUAGUUAUUACUUAGCAUGUCAGCUACCCUUUCUCCUAAACCCAUUUAACUCUACCUUAAACCCCUCACCCCUAACCAAGCUAACAUCAGCAACAACAAAUUGGAAUUCGUAACAUAUCAUACAUAUUACAAGUUCGUAACAUAUUGUAUGAAUAGCAAUGCGUAAAGUAACAUACAAAUUGUAAUUCUUAACAUACGAUACGUCCUGCAAGUCGUAUUAUACUGAACAACAAUCUAAACGUAACCAUUUCAAAGAUUUACAGUUUGUAUAAGGAAAUCAGUCAAAUGAAAUAAAUGAGGCCCUAAUCUAUGUUAGGUUACAUUAUAUUGGACCUCCAAUAUAAACUAAACAUGUAAAGUGUUGGUUUCAUGAGCUGAAAUAAAAAGAUCCAGCACAAAAAGCUAAUGUCUCUCAAAUGUUGUGCACAACUUUGUUUAUAUAUACUGUUAGUGAGCAUUUCAGCCUUUGUCAAGAUAAUCCAUCCACCUGACAGGUGUGGCAUAUCAAGAUGCUGAUAAAACAGCAUGGUCAUUACACAGGUGCACCUUGUGCUGGGGGACAAUAAAAGGCCGCACAACACAAUAUCACAGAUGUCUCAAGUUCAGGGAAUGUGCAAUUCUCAUGAUGACUGCAGGAAUGUCCACCAGAGCUGUUGCCAGAGAACUCAAUAUUUAUAUCUCUACCAUUAGCCACCUCUAACGUCCUUUUAGAGAAUUUGGCAGUACAUCCAACCGGCCUCACAACUGCAGAUCACAUGUAACCACGGCAGCCCAGGACCUCUUCACCUGCAGGAUUGUCCGAGGUGGUGGGGGGAGGGGCAGAGUAGUAUUUCUAUCUGUAAUCAAGACCUUUUGUGGGGAAAAACUCAUUCUGAUUGGCCGGGCCUGGCUCCCAAGUGGGCCUAUGCCUUCCCAAGUCCCACCCAUGGCUGAGCCCCUGCCCAGUCAUGUGAAAUCCAUACUAAAUGUAGUGGCACGGAUGUUUUUGUAAUAUAUAAUACGUUUUGCUCUGAGACCAGGUUUCUGGCCAGUAUUCUGUGGGAAGGAGCUAGUAGACACUUUUUUUAUUGAACCUUUAUUUAACUAGGCAAGUCAGUUAAGAACAAAAUCUUAAUUACAAUGAUGGCCUAGGAACAGUGGGUUCACUGCCUUGUUCAGAGGCAGAACAACAGAGUCUUACCUUGUCAGCUCGGGGAUUUGAUCUUGCAACCUUUUGGUUAAUGGCCCAACGCUCUAACCACUAGGCUACCUUCCGCCCCUAACAUGUAUCAGAUAGAGAUGAUCACUUUUCACCACAAGUUUUUUUUUUUGGGGGGGGGAUUAUUUUACAACUUUAUUUAAUGAUACACAGUUUAUGAAAUUAAUCCAUGUGUUUAUUAAUUGUCUUUAAAACUAGAUGAGUUAUUUUAGUUACUGAUCAUGAAUGUGUUUGGAUAACUGCAUUGAAGCAAACUUUAUUGAUCUGCCAAUGAAAAAUAAAGUUACAUGAAUAUGUACUGGUCAA